Molecule: messenger RNA, 3445 nt
Organism: Pseudophryne corroboree (corroboree frog)
Lineage: Eukaryota; Metazoa; Chordata; Amphibia; Anura; Myobatrachidae
Gene: TPH1
Product: tryptophan hydroxylase 1
Exons: 11
Coding region: 61-1506 (481 amino acids)
Biological process (GO): aromatic amino acid metabolic process; serotonin biosynthetic process
Cellular component (GO): neuron projection
Molecular function (GO): tryptophan 5-monooxygenase activity; iron ion binding
Source: RefSeq, a predicted model, not a curated record
CAGAGCCUCUGCCCAGGACCAACCUCAAGAGCUUACUCUCUCCUCAGCGCAUACAGAGGCAUGUACUCCCGCAAAACAGAGAGGCCGCGGCGAGUAAAGUCUUUUGACUCCAUGAACAUAAAUGUCGAUGAAAACCAGAUAAAUAACGAGUUAAUUAAGUCAAAUUAUAUGAAGAUUGAAGACAAUAAGGAGAACAAUGAAUGCGUUGCGGAGAGGGGACGCGCGUCCGUCAUUGUGUCUCUGAAAAAUGAAGUUGAUGGACUCGUGAAAGUGCUGAAAGUUUUCCAGGAAAAACAUGUAAAUCUCACUCACAUCGAAUCUCGAAAAUCAAAGAGAAGAAACUCGGAGUUUGAAAUAUUCCUGGACUGCGACAGCAACAGGGAACAGCUCAACGAAAUCUUCCAGUUGCUCCGGCCGCAUGUAAACCUGAUCACAAUGAACCCGCCGGAAAAUUCCUGCGUAGAGGAAAACGAUAUGGAAAGUGUCCCUUGGUUCCCCAAAAAAAUCUCUGAUCUGGACCGAUGCGCAAACAGGGUCCUUAUGUACGGUUCCGACCUGGACGCCGAUCACCCUGGUUUCAAGGAUAACGUGUAUCGCAAAAGGCGGAAAUAUUUUGCAGAUGUUGCAAUGAACUAUAAAUAUGGGGAUCCCAUUCCUCGCAUAGAAUUUACAGAAGAGGAGAUAAAAACGUGGGGCAAAGUCUUCAGAGAACUCAACAAGUUAUACCCCACACACGCCUGCCGGGAGCACCUCAAGAACCUGCCGCUGCUGAGCAAACACUGCGGCUACCGGGAGGACAACAUCCCCCAACUGGAGGACGUCUCCCGCUUUCUCAAAGAACACUCCGGAUUUACAAUCCGCCCUGUUGCCGGGUACUUGUCUCCCAGAGAUUUCUUGGCCGGUUUAGCGUUUCGGGUCUUCCACUGCACCCAGUAUGUCAGACACAGCUCGGACCCCUUGUACACCCCAGAACCGGACACCUGCCACGAGCUUCUCGGACACGUUCCUCUUCUGGCUGAACCCAGUUUUGCCCAGUUCUCCCAUGAAAUUGGUCUGGCGUCCCUAGGGGCAUCUGAUGAAGCUGUCCAGAAACUGGCUACGUGCUACUUUUUCACAGUGGAGUUUGGUCUGUGCAAACAAGACGGGAAACUGAAGGUGUAUGGAGCCGGCCUUCUGUCCUCCAUUAGUGAGCUCAAACAUUCUCUAUCCGGUCAAGCCAAAGUAAAGCCUUUUGACCCCAUGGUGACGUGCAAUCAGGAAUGUUUAAUAACCACCUUCCAGGAAGUCUACUUCGUCUCUGAGAGUUUUGAAGAAGCCAAAGAAAAAAUGAGGGAAUUUGCAAAGACCAUUAAACGCCCCUUUGGACUGAAGUACAACCCGUACACCCAAAGUGUGCACAUCCUGAAAGACACCAAGAGCAUCACCAGCGUGGUGAGUGACCUGCGCUACGAACUAGACAUCGUCAGCGAUGCCCUGAACAAGAUGAACAAGCAGCUCGGCGUUUGACGAGGCUGGAGGUCCAACGUUUCACCGUCUCGCCCACCGAUUAUUUAUUACGUUUAGAUUUGCUUUGUAAAUCGUUUCAGGAUAUUGUUUAUGGGUAAAAUUCUAUCCUGGCACUUGAAUGUUACAGGCCAAGCAGAGAUUUAUUUUUGUAAAUGUACGGCUUGUAGCUGAGCUGCAAUCUAUAACGCGUCUCUUCUGCCCAGAUAACAACGUUGCGGGUUGAUUGUGUGUUCAACGUUUCGGCAGGAGGUAACACUGUUGCAUGCUCCAGUGAUAAUACUUUAUGUGACUCCUUCCACAAGGUGGAGGCUUUACUCACGGCAACUCCAGAGCUUGUAAAGAAAGUUCUGUUACUGACGCAAGACUUUAUGUUCCGCGCUUCAUAUUAUUCCCCGUACACCUUUAUGGAGGUAGAUUCCCACAUUGUUUCGGAAGACCUGGCUGUAGGGCUCGAGACACUGAGGGGGGACACCUCCUCUUGUCCUUGAUACAUACCCCCUAAGGCUGAACUCACUGGGGAAUGUAACAUGUGCAGAGAGAGAUCUGGGUGGGGUGUGUUCAAACUGAAAUCUAAAUUGCAGUGUAAAAAUAAAACUAACUUUUAUGGGCUACAUGCAAAAGCAGCCAGUAUUUACCCUGCACAGUGAUAAUAGAAGUGUAUUUGCUCCCCUUGUAUGGCAACGUGGUUUGUUCCAGAUACAAAGUUUCUUCCUUUUUUUUUUUACUUUACUUCCAAAUCAGAAUCAGGCCCCAGUGCCAAUAGUUGACUAAGGUAUACAUUUCACAACUGGGGUCAUCUGGGAAAUGGCGCAGCAAGGGGGGGACACACAGUGCUGAUGCCUUAAGCCUCUGCUCCUGCAAACAGAACUGAAAAAGCAAGCAUGGCACUUACCCCUAACCUGAGCCAUUAUUCUAGUGACAAUGGCUGGUGCGGGGCUCACGGAUCUGAUAGUCUAAUCCCCGGUAAGCAGAUAAAUGGAUCACUGAGAAGAAUUCCUGCACGUGCACCUUAUGUCAUGGAUUAAUAUUAAUCCGGUUACCAGUCACGUUCAUAAUGCUCCAUGUGACGGAAAAUUGUUCCUUACGUACAGAGUUUCCCCUUUAUCUCAUAGUCUGGAGGGGGCAUUGGUAGUGUGAGGUAUAGAUUUCCAAUAUGGCUGCUGGUCAUUGUCCGUACUGCUGAUCUCUUGGCACUGUCUCUUGGCAGCUGGUGGCAAGGCCAUUGCUGGUAUUUAUAUAAAACAGAAAUUCAAAGGUCGGCAAAAACAAUGGACGCCCCUCCGCCACCACCAUCACCUGGCAUUCCUGAGGUCUGCCGCCGAUAGAAUUUGUAAAAAAUGGUAGCGAGGAAUUCUGCCGCCAAAUGCGGACUGCGGCCAAUAUUCCACAGAACAGGUUUGCAACUUUAAUUUCUAUUUAUUGCUAAACUUUCUGCACUUGUGUCCAGGCCCCGUAACAGUCCAAUGGCCAGCAAAUUCCAAAAUGGCAGAAUCCAUUCUCUCCUCCGUAUCUCUAGGUAGCAUGAAAGAGGAAAUAACAUCAACCGUUCCUGUGACACCCCGUGUCUCAUGCGCCCAAUUUGCCUAAGUCACAGCUAGAGCCCCGGUUACAGCCCUGUGAUCUAUAAUCAUACAAGAACAGAAAUAUGAUCAGCCGCUGGGGGGGGGGGGCGACACAAACUCAGAGCGUUCCGCGUUAUCCAAUAUAGAGCAAUAAUAUUAUACAGUGACUGGACUUUUCUGUGAUUGUAUAUAACAUAAAGCAGUACUUAUGUACCAAGGACCCCUUGUUUUUGCAAAUGAAUAUCAAACUAUUUUUGUUUGUGUGACAAUAAUACGCGGUUCAUCCUAUUUGCUUUUCAGUCGAUACAUUUUUUCUUAUUUAUGCCCCAUUAAAAUAAGAUAAAUUGAUUGUACUUUCACACUGUGCCUGCAUUUUA